AUGCAGAGUGAGACUGAUCCCUAUGCAGUUCCUAAGACCAUGGGAAUUUUCCAAAUGCUUGAGAGCCCAAAAGAUAUUACUACCACUUUGGUAGCCCAAAGGAUAAUCACCAAUCAUCAGAUUUACAUGAUACGCAAUACCAAGAAGGAAGCUAGUGAGAAGAAAUAUUAUGCUGAGAAGCAAUAUGUCUCAGGAGAUUGA
This is a messenger RNA of Ilex paraguariensis (yerba mate), 201 nucleotides long. The record is from the annotation of a GenBank genome assembly. NCBI's taxonomy places the organism in Eukaryota, Viridiplantae, Streptophyta, Magnoliopsida, Aquifoliales, Aquifoliaceae.